Messenger RNA from Colletotrichum scovillei, 3492 nucleotides. Its product is annotated as aldehyde dehydrogenase. The coding region runs from base 801 to 2243 and encodes 480 amino acids. Lineage: Eukaryota; Fungi; Ascomycota; Sordariomycetes; Glomerellales; Glomerellaceae. The record is from RefSeq and is a predicted model, not a curated record. Gene Ontology annotation, molecular function: aldehyde dehydrogenase (NAD+) activity. The transcript has 4 exons.
GUUCCAUCUUGCACCGAUUCCCAUCCUGAACCCCUGCAUACGCUGUAAAAUUGUACCUUACUCAACGAGUCGAAUGCACUCAGAGAUUCCAUGCGGCUCUGUAGCUUGUACUGUACGCAUCAACAAGGAUUGGCCGGCACGUGGCCCGUCCUAAAGAUACAACGCUCAAUUCACGCUCCACGACCAAGUCUACCUUACCUCGGUGAGGGUGAAGCGAUGUUCCCAGCCCAAAGCUCACUUCAACUCGCGUGUGCUCACCGAUACUCACCGAAAUACACCGAAAAUGAUUAGAUGACAGACGGGCAUCCCAGCCCUCCGUCACCGAGAAUGAUUCAUCAACACUCCGGCGCUGACAAACCCCCUCCACCAACCUCUGUCAUCUAUCCCCAGUCGUUCAUACAACUCUUUUACCCCGAUCCCCGGCAAAUCCUUCCAAGGUUAUAUUGCUUACCCCAGAGGAUGCGGGCUGAGGAACGGGGAGAGUUGCUUAUUGCAGGCCCCUCGCGGCUCCAUCUUUGUCUAUCUCAACUGCCGUCAAACCUAAAUCCCCCGCCGUGUCAGCAGCCCGGCACCAAAUCCGGAACGCCUAAGGCCGAUUGACAUCGCCGAUAGCUCGAACCCCUCCCUUCUCCGCAGGAACAUGGAGCAGCGUGGCAUUUCGGCUGCGUUCCAGCUUUGCCGGCUGAGACAAGUUUUUGGCUCUUCGACUGUGCUAUGACCGAGGUAGAGAGUAGAUAUAGCUUUGCCGACACGUCGAUUCUUAAGCUGGCCUAUCUGCCUCUUCAGAGCUCUCCGCAGCCAUGGGAUACCUGCUAGACUCGACAGCGGACAACAUGAAGUUCUACAACGUCAUCAACGGCGAGCGCCGUGGGAGCGAUAACCACCACCAAUGCACAGAUCCCCGCACGGAGGAACCGCUCUGGGACGCUCCCCUUGCCACGACGCAGGAUCUUGAGGAAGCCGUUGCGGCCGCUCAAAAGGCCCUCAAGACUUGGUCCAAGACUACGAUCCAAGAGAGAUCUGACCUCUUGCGCAAGAUUGUGGAGAUUUACACCACCCACAAGGAUGAGCUGAAAGAAAUCGUCAUGAAAGAGACGGGGAAAUCGAGUCUCAUGGCCGACAUCGAAAUCACAAAUACCUGCAAUCAGACCUCGUACUACUCAAAUGUUCACCUUGAAGAUGAAGUCACUUUCGAGGACGACAACAUCAAGAUCGUCGCCACUCACCAACCGCUGGGUAUUGUGGGGGCUAUCUGUCCUUGGAACUUCCCUCUCAUCUUGUCAAACAUCAAAGUGGCAUCCUCGCUCAUCACCGGCAACUGCAUCAUCGUCAAACCCUCACCCUUCACUCCGUAUUCCGUCAUGAAGUCCAUCGAGCUGCUCAUUGACGUCUUUCCUCCCGGUGUCGUACAGGUGGUCAACGGCGGCGUCGACUUGGGUAUCGCAAUGACCUUGCAUCCAGGCAUCGCCAAGAUCAGCUUCACAGGGACAAUCGCCACAGGAAAGAGUGUCAUGGCGAGCUGCGCAAAGACGCUCAAGCGCUUGACCCUAGAGCUAGCGGGAAACGACGCGGCAAUCGUGACGGACGACAUUGACAUUACAAAGGUGGCAGGACAGGUCGCACAAGGAUGCUUCUUCAACGCCGGGCAGAUGUGCGUCGCAACGAAGCGAGUUUACGUCCACGAUUCGGUGUAUGAAAAGUUCUUGGAUGCCUUCAAGAGUGCAGUUGCCGAGAAAUAUGUCAUCACCAAGGAUGCCCACGCACCCAGCUUGUUCGGCCCCGUCUCGAACAAGAUGCAGUAUAACGUUGUCAAGGAUAUCUAUGACCACUACAAGAAGAAUGGCUUCAAUAUGAUUGCUGCGGACCAUCCCGAAAACUCCAAAGGCUUCUGGAUACCCCCGACCAUUGUCACAAAGCCUCCUGAUGACUCUAUCUUGGUCAAGGAAGAACAAUUUGGUCCGAUAGUACCCAUCCUAUCUUGGACAGAGGAAGGCGAGUUGUUCCAGCGAGUCAACCUGGCCAACGCUGGUCUCGGUUCCUCGGUCUACUGCCGCGAUCUAGGCCGUGCCGAGAGCCUCGCCCGGAGGGUGGAGGCGGGAACAGUCGCCAUCAACCUCCCCGAGAUACCGCACCACGGAGGUUACUUCUCCGGCAUGAAGGACAGCGGCCAUGGGGGCGAGAUGGGCAAACACGGCCUUCAUUCGUACUGUUACACGCAAAGUCUACAAUUUGGCAAGAGUUGAUCAAUCCGGCAAGAUGGCAAACAAGCGUACCAGAAGACUUAUUCCAUGCUACUUUGAGCGUGUUACUGUAGUCAGAGACUCGUACCAAUAGUCUAGUCUCGCUAAGACGUAGUACAUACCAAUGAACCCAACAUUAUCACACCGUUCAAGCAGUAUUCGCCCGGUUCUCAAGCUCGACAAAUUGCACCGCAAUAUCCCCAAUGGUAUCCUCCAACGGCCUAUACUCCAUCCCAAGGACCUUCUCCGCCAAUGACGCAUCAACCCCAAACAUGCCCUCCGCCAGCGCCGCCUUGGCCGGGUUCCCCUUUGGUAUCCGCCCCUCCCACUGCGGCAGCUUCUCCCUCAGAACAUUCGCCAGCCGCUGAUUCGACACGCCCCCGGGACUCACCAGGAACCUCUUCCCGCCCGCCUCGGGCGUCGUCGCCGCCAGCAGGUGCGCGCGCGCGACGUCCCGCACGUCGACGUACAGGUGCAGCAUCUCAGGCGGGACCGGCGAUUCCUUGGUGAGUGACGGCCCGCAGAGGUUCUGGUAGAGCAUGUGGUUGCUCUCGUUGAGGUUCUGCGGGGAGGCCGUCGCCGAGACGUCGUAGAGGGGUCCGUAGACGAUGGGCGGGCAGAUCGUGACGAGGUCGAAGGCGGGUUUCGGUUCGGAGGAGAGGAAGGACCAGGCGGCCUUUUCUGCGAAUUUCUUGCUGGCGACGUAGGGUAUCGCCGGGUGCGUCGACGCCUCUGCGUCCUUCCUCGAUACGCCGAGCCAGUCUUCCUCGCUGUAAAUCUUGGGCGGGUCGGAGAUGGGGGGCUUGGUGAUGUCGAUUACGGCGGCCAUGGAGCUCGUGACGAUGACCCUCUUCACGGUCGGCGCCUUGCGCACCACGCCGUGUAGGAUCUCGGUCGUGCCCUUGACGGCUGGGUCGAGGAAGUCGGCGUUGGAGUUGCCCUUGCGGAAGUUGAAGGGCGAGGCCGUGUGGAGGACGACGUCAAAGGGCGCAUGGUCGGAGACGAGGACGGUGUCGAAGGCACCCGGGGUGGCGAUGUCGGGGACCAGGGCGAAGUCGAGCUGCGUGGAGGGGUAGGAGGCGAAGGUCUUGCGGAGCUGGUCGACGGAGGACUGGGAGCGGACGACGGCGCGGACGGAGUGACCUGCUUCCAGGAACUGGGCGAGGAUGUGUUGGGCUAUGAAGCCGUUUGCGCCGGUUAAGAGGACGCGGAGAGGCAUGUUGGAACAGUUUGCUGUUAUGAUGAUGAUUAC